Guillardia theta CCMP2712 is the source of this 741-nucleotide messenger RNA. RefSeq lists its product as hypothetical. The transcript has a single exon. Gene Ontology annotation, molecular function: calcium ion binding. Bases 1 to 741 code for a protein of 246 amino acids. The record is from RefSeq and is a predicted model, not a curated record. Lineage: Eukaryota; Cryptophyceae; Pyrenomonadales; Geminigeraceae.
AUGAGGACGAGGCACCUCAUCGUCGCUAUCAUGUUUGCUCACCUACUGGCUUGUCAUACAGCCAAGAAUAAUCUCAAAGACCCGGAGGAUGACCCGGCAGCUGAGUAUGAUGAAAUGGCGCAUGAGUCGGAAGGGGCUGCAACGCAUGCCGACUCGGCUUUCGAGCAAUACACAGAACGGCUGCAGCAACAGUUAGAGUCUCUGAGGAAAGAGCACGACGAGAUAUUUGGCAGAGCAGACACGAACAAAGAUGGCAUCAUGGACAAAGCCGAGUACAUUGCCUUGCAUCGAGAGGCAGAGAACGUAGAGAAAUCGGAUCGCUACAAUCAAACGGAACUAGACGAGGGGUAUGCGAGUCUGGACAAGGAUCAGAACAACCUUUUGAGCCUUGAGGAGUGGCGGAGACCAUUCGAAGAACACACUGACUCAUGGUUGCACAUAACAGACGCAGAGGCACAGCACGAAGCGCACAUCGCUCGAUACAAGGAAGUCUUCAAUCAAAUCGACAGGAUGAGGGACGGAGAACUUGACUUGUACGAGCUGCAGAUAGAAGUUGAAAACCUUCACGCACGGAGAAAAGCCAUGGAAGAAGAUGAAGACGAGGAGGAGUCUAUCUCAGGUACCAAGGACCGAGUUGUGAAAAUAUCUGGAUCAGAUAUGCUGCUGAUGAUGGAUAUCGACAAGAACGGAAAAGUUUCUUUUGAAGAAUAUUUGAUUGGAAGCGAACUGAUGAACGAAUAA